This is a messenger RNA of Chlamydomonas reinhardtii, 1448 nucleotides long. RefSeq lists its product as uncharacterized. Gene Ontology annotation, cellular component: NatA complex. NCBI's taxonomy places the organism in Eukaryota, Viridiplantae, Chlorophyta, Chlorophyceae, Chlamydomonadales, Chlamydomonadaceae. The transcript is spliced from 6 exons. Bases 196 to 738 code for a protein of 180 amino acids. Gene Ontology annotation, biological process: N-terminal peptidyl-glutamic acid acetylation. The record is from RefSeq and is a predicted model, not a curated record. Gene Ontology annotation, molecular function: protein N-terminal-serine acetyltransferase activity; protein-N-terminal-glutamate acetyltransferase activity.
GCUACAAACCAUACUUCCCUGUAUACAUUUGAAACUUCGUCCAGUCUAGUAACCUGCCCGCCCUUCAAGCCGCCGCGCUUUCGUGCUGUGCCCACACAAUACAAGGUUUUCGUCUCGUUAAUUGUACAAAUACAAAACUCAAAGCUGCUGGCCUUUCACGCGUCCUGAUCGGGUUGUCGAUCGCCCCGAGGAAAAAUGGUCUGCAUUCGCCCAGCAACGAUUGACGACCUAAUGCAGAUGCAGCGGUGCAACCUGCUGUGUCUACCUGAGAACUACCAGCUGAAGUACUACCUGUACCACAUCCUGUCCUGGCCCCAGCUGCUGCAAGUGGCGGAGGACUACGACGGCAAGAUUGUGGGAUACGUGCUGGCCAAGAUGGAGGAGGAGGCCAGCGAGCAGCACGGACACAUCACCUCGGUGGCGGUGGCGCGCACGCACCGCAAACUUGGCCUGGCCACAAAGCUCAUGAGCUCCACGCACAAGGCCAUGGAGGAGGUGUUCGGCGCGCAGUACGUGUCGCUGCACGUGCGCGUCACCAACAAGGUGGCCGUGCACCUGUACACGCAGACCCUGGGCUACCAGAUCUACGACAUCGAGGGCAAGUACUACGCCGACGGUGAGGACGCCUACGAGAUGCGCAAGUACUUUGGCCCUGCGCCGCCCGCCCUGGCCAAGAAGGCCGCGGCGCUCACGGCGCAGGCCACCGGACUGCCCGCGCCCACAGCCGCCAGCAGCUGAGCAGCUGAGAGGCAGCUGAGAAGCGGCUGAAAGGCGGCUGAGAAGCGGCUGAGAGGCGGCUGAGAGGCGGCUGAGAGGCGGCUGAGAGGCGGCUGAGAGGCGGUUGAGCGGUUGAGCAGCGCGGGAAAUGGGGCCCGGGGCCGCGGCGGCCGCCGCAAGCAGCUGAGCGGCGGUGCGGCUGAGCGGCGGCACCGGAAGCUGAGCGGCUGUGGGGCGGCAAAGCACGGGGGCGUGCACGGGAGUGUGUGGCGUGGGGGUGCGGUGUAUAGGGGAGUGGAUCGUGGGAGUGGAUCGUGGGAGUGAAUGGAGAGGGGGGAAUUCGGGGAAAUGACCUCCUGCCGGGGGCCGGCGCCGGGUGACGGGCGCUACGAUACGGCAUCGCUGCCUGGCAGUGGCAGCGUGACUCGGCAUUGCAGAUUUGCAGUCAGGCCUGCACAAUGAUGUUGGGGCAGAGUGACGGAUUACGCGAGCGAAAGCGUGGGUUAGACUUUAGAGACGACAUGCGUGAGUGUGAGUGUGUGCUGGAGCGGCGUGCAGGCUGGGCAGUUGGCACUUGGCAGAGAGGCAGCAUGGGGUGCUGGAAUGGCGACAGAGUUUGCAGCAUGGGGAUGAGGGUGGGGGCAGGGAAGUGGCCAAGUGCGACAGAGGAGGAGGCGCCUUGCACGGCUCUGCACGGCUUUGGUACAGCGGUUGUAAGAAAUUAAAGGCUA